Molecule: messenger RNA, 308 nt
Organism: Cryphonectria parasitica EP155
Lineage: Eukaryota; Fungi; Ascomycota; Sordariomycetes; Diaporthales; Cryphonectriaceae
Exons: 3
Coding region: 126-284 (52 amino acids)
Biological process (GO): positive regulation of mitotic metaphase/anaphase transition
Cellular component (GO): anaphase-promoting complex
Source: RefSeq, a predicted model, not a curated record
AUCGCAACAAACAAGUGCAGCCUAGAAAGGACAAGCAGCAGCUUCCUAUCAUCUCAACCUGCAUAUAUCAUCCGCAUAAAAUAAAAUCAACAGACAAGGAGGUUGACUGGUCACGGUCUGCCAUCAUGAACAAGGACGGCCUCCACACCCAGAUCCACCUCCACCGUCCGCGCGACGCCGACCUGCUCGAGCAGUUCUGCCGCGACAAGCUGCCCGCGGACGACAUCUACGUCCCCGCGCAGCACCAACCCGUCAACCCAGAAGGCUACGCAGGCGAGGCGUGAGCCGGCGUGGCGGGAUCAUGGCUU